Molecule: messenger RNA, 3250 nt
Organism: Chaetomium fimeti
Lineage: Eukaryota; Fungi; Ascomycota; Sordariomycetes; Sordariales; Chaetomiaceae
Product: Hamartin protein-domain-containing protein
Exons: 3
Coding region: 88-3048 (986 amino acids)
Biological process (GO): negative regulation of TOR signaling; regulation of cell cycle
Cellular component (GO): TSC1-TSC2 complex
Source: RefSeq, a predicted model, not a curated record
AAUUCAACGGAACACGAAGCUCCUCGAGCGCAGUCCCCCGCCCUCCUGCCAGGUAUAUCCAAUGAUACGCGCUCCGUGCCGAUCAGGAUGACUUCAUCCGGGUCUUCAAAGGACCUUGCCAAAGCCCUCAAUGGCUUCUUUCAAGCACCGACGCUGCCCCUCCCCGCCGAGAUAAACGGUAUCAUUGCCAGCUACCUCGAGAAGCACGAAAAGCCCGACGAAGGAUCCGGCGAGCGGUUGGGCGACGAGUUGUUGGCUAUCUGGGAGAAGGCGGUGCAGGACCAUCCUGAAAAAUACGUCGCUUUCCUCACAAUCCUACGGCAGCUCCGCUCAGGUCUCGGGACACCGGCGAGGGUUUUUAAAUGGUGGGACAAACUGCUUGACCCAGUCCUGGACCAUGUCGGACGGGAGAAGGGCUUAGCGAGAGAGGCUAUGGACCACACGCUCGACCUCCUCUCGACGGAUGAUUACGAUGACCCGGCUACCUGGAGCGAGGAAGGUUUGGCACCGCUCGUCCACCGGCUCCUCACGAGGUGGAUGGAGGCGCGCGAGUCGCAGUCGGGCGUUCGUCAGUCGAACGAUCUCAAGGAGCAGAUGAUCAACGAUGCCCUGAUGGCGUUCGGCAAGAGAGACCCAAAGGGCUUCAUGACGGCCCUGAACGCCUUCGUGGUCAGGAGAGAGCAUAGGAACUCGGCCCUGAGUCUUCUCUGCGCCUUCGUCUCGAGCGGCCCGCCGCAUCUGCACCUCAUCCUGCAAACCCCCCUCUUCGGGAACAUCCUGCAUUCCCUUCAGAAAGAUGAAUCCACCGCGACGGUUAAUCUAGCUCUCGUGGCUUUGGUCAUGAUCCUACCCUUCAUACCCAGCUCUCUCGUUCCAUUCCUUCCUACCCUGUUCAAUAUCUACGCCCGGUUGCUGUUUUGGGACCGAGGCUCGUACUUCGCCCAGAAACACACAGAAAUGGGGGCGGAAAACCGCGAGGCCGGCAGUGGAAUGCCUUGGGACACUUCCCUACUGGACCCCGACUACGACGGCCACUCCCUUUCCUACCUACCGGAAUAUUUUACCCUCUUAUACGGCCUGUACCCCAUCAACUUCCUCGAUUACGUGCGGAAGCCCCAGAGGUACCUGAGGCAUGCGAACAAUGCCGACGAUAUUGACGUCCAGGCCACGGAGAUCAGAGACCGGUCGGAUCGGUUCAGAAAGCAGCAUCUACUGCAUCCAAACUUUUACAACCUCACUAUCGAAUCCGAGAAGACGGACCUCAGUCGGUGGGUCGAGAGCGAGGCCGAUGGAGUCCUCGCAGAUUGUCUAGCCCUAGUCAUAGACCAGACACCUACCAAUGCGCACGUUCGCCCGGCCACACCGCUCCCGAGCGGGCCUGGCUCCGCCAUGGGCGACGGUCUCGAACAAGAAGGGUUCGACUCUGCUCUUCUGACCAACCCGGCCCGUACCGAUCCCUCACACCCAGCAUUGUCGAUAAGCUCCAUGUCUAUCCGUCGGGCUAAUACCCCAUCGCUUCGCCGGGGCUCGCAGUCGAGCCAACCAUCAAUAUACGACUUCUACGAGGCGCAGGCCCGUGGACGAGACGAUGACAGCCCGACACUGCCAUCAGGCCUUGCUCAGUCGACGUCGUAUGGCCACGCACAAGACACAAGUCGCUCCAGUGAUUUCGUGAGAACAGGGCUCCACCAGUCGCUUCCCAACGACAGCGUACCAUCUAUAGCACUCAACCCCCAAGAGCAAGGCGGUGAAAAGAGCCCGCUGCAGCAACCGGCUGCGCACGGGUCGGGCCGCAAGGGGUCCAGCCUGGAGGUAGACGACCAAAUAGCUCUGUUGCAGCACCACAGGCUUCGCUUGAUCAACGAUCUUCAGUACGAGAGGUUUAUAAAGGAGCAGCACAUGAUACACAUGGGGGGGCUACGCCGGCGGCAAAUCGAGGUGUCGGCCACAGAAGCCGAAACGCAGAACCUGGUGAUGGCAAACCGCAGUCUGAAACAGCGGCUGGACGAAGCCAAGAGGGGCGAAGCGCAGGUUAGGAAAGAGUUCGAUCACCGGCGAAACAUGACCAAGAAGUGGGAGAGCGACCUGUCAAACAAACUGCGCGGCCUACGCGACGAACAAAAGAAGUGGAACGUGGAGGGUAACGACCUGGGCCAGCAGCUGAAGAAAGCGCAAGCGGAAUGCGAAAAUCUGCGCCGGCUCGUCGAGGAAGCAGAGCACAAGAGGCUGCAGUCGGAACAAAACCUCGAAGCGGUUGAUAUCAGCACAGCCAUGGUCGAUAAGCUCAAGAGUGAGAUCACGCGACUCUCGGCCUCGGAGCGGGAGCUACAGGGUAAGGAGACGAAAAUGGAAAUCGCAAUGCAAGAGGCGGCUAUCGCGGAGGCUAGGGCGCAACAGGUAGAGCAGGAGACCGCCGCCUUGAAGCAACAGCUCCGCGAGGUAGAUGGCCAUUACCAGGCGCAAAUCAAUGAUCUGAAAGCGCAGCUGGCCAAGGCGCACCAGGAAAGCACGAAGAAGCCGUCGAGCGACGCGGCCGCGGCGUUCCAGAGCGCCCUCUCGUCAGCCCGAGCGAAGAACACGGCACUACAACGGCAAUACGAUGUCCUCACGAAGAAAUACACGACCCUCGAGUCGACAUUGUUGGAUAUGCGGUGCAACGCCGAGCAGAGGGCGGGGAGGCCCGAACGAGGCGCAUUACCCGACGGCGACAGCGAGUCGUCGCUGAUGGGGAAAAGCCCGCUAGGGAUCCGAAGCCGGCAGCGGGGCUCCUCGGACCCGGAAGCCGCCGAGCGGUCGCCCCAGAGCACGGUGUCGCCGCCGGUCGAAUCGGCAUCAUCAACGCCUCUCGGGUCGGGAUCGCAUGGCCCGCUGAGCCCGCUAGCAGCACAACAGGCCCAGCCUGCGACAAGCCCGCAGGCCGAUAGAAGUUUCCCUCGAGGGGGAGCGCAAAACGCGGCACGGAAAGAGCGCAAGGAUAAAAAAGAAGACAAGGGGGACAAAAAGGAUAAGAAGCCGAUGACUAUGAGGGCGAUCCGGGGGUUUGUGUGAUUUGAGCAAGCGCAUACCGCGGGAUGGCGUUGGUGUUUAGAUGAUGUGAUGGAUUAUGGUGAUGAAAUACAUGAGAAUCUGGGUAUAUUAUUGCUGCCCUCUGCCCGUCGAUAUUCAUCCAUUCUUGGGAUUGUGUGUUGUAUGUAUAGGUAGGUAGGUAAUCUGUAGGUAGGUAGGGAGUGAGAUCUGUGUUCGCCCUCCG